UUGUCGUCGUCGAGCGACUAGCGAGUAAUUGUAACUGCUAACAAAAUAUAUAUUUUUUAGAUUUAAACAGUGAAAGACUACAAAUUUCUUUGACAAAAUGGCAGAUCCGGAAUUGGAACAAAUCAGACAACAGCGAUUAGCUCAGUUACAAGCUCAACAUGGGGGAACAGGCGAUCCGAACAAGGCUAAGCAGCAGGAGGAGAGAAUGGAAGAAGCAAAACACACGAUUCUUGCACAAGCCCUUAGUCAAGAUGCCCGGGCCAGAUUGAACACAAUAAAACUAAGCAGACCAGAGAAAGGUGCCAUGGUGGAAAACAUGAUCUGCAGAAUGGCUCAAAUGGGACAAGUACGCACCAAGAUCUCCGAGCAAGAACUGAUCCAACUCCUAGAGUCAGUCAACCAGCAGAUGGGGAAAUCAACCAGCACUGUUAAAUUUGACAGGAGGAGGGCAGCCCUUGAUUCUGAUGAUGAUUUGUAGCCGAUUUGGCCACUUCACUGUAGUCUGUUAGUUUAGGUAUUUUAAAAGAAUGUAAACAAACAAAAUCACGCUUAAGAGGAAAGGGGAUGGCCGCUUCUCCAUACAAACAUAGUCCCCAUUUUCCUCUCUGGAUAUUAACAUAUUUAAUGUUAAGUCAAAGUAAGGGGCAUAACUAUGGCUAAUAUGCCAUAGUUAUGCCCCUUAAUUAGCCAUAGUUAUGCCCCUUACUUUGAUUUUUUUCGAUUCUUUGAUUAUUAUAAGAAUUAGGAGAAAAACAAAUAUUGUCUUCGGUUACCGCGAUAGUUACUCAUGAAAUAAAACUGUGAAAACAGAUUAUAUCGCGUAUAUUGAAUUUAUAAUACAUCCCGACAUUCAACAACAAAAACAAGAGAAAAACAAUUUCCAUACACAUUUUUAAAUGCUCCCAACUCUUAUAAUAAUUAGAAAUUUCAGAAAUAUCAAACAGAGGGGCAUAGCUGUGAUUAAUAUACAUAAACUGUGUCAAAAUAUUUUCAAUUAUGUUAAUAUCCAGAGAGGAAAUUGGGACUAUGUUUUGUAUGGAAAGGCGAUUUCGCGUGUCAUCCACUUUCGUCUUGACCCAUAUAUACCCAAAACUUGUUUAGCUUCUUCUUAUAAGGUUACGUUACAGGCUCUGUCUCCUGCUAAUUUUAAUGAGUAUGAGCAAGUUUUAUUCAGUGGGUCGAAAACGACCCAAUGGGCAUAUAUGGGUUAAUAAAUUUCAUUUUCCAAUGUCAGUUAUGGUUGUUAAUCUUUUCGCCGCCAUUGACUUGAUAUAAAAUCAGUACAUAUCGCCGCCAUUAACUUGAUAUAAAGUCAGUACAUUUCGUGCCCCACACUCCAUAACUUGAUAUGUUAUACGGGUUGUUUACGUGCAGUUUGUGGCUUGGCGUUGAUGACACUAUUAUUUCAUUGACGUGGCUGCGAAAAGGUUAAGCAUGGUGGGGCAGAAAGAGAUAAUAUGACUUAGUUAUGUGGUUUUAUUUGUUGGCAUUAGUUUAACUGAACAGACUAUAGGCUUUAAAUUAUUUUAAUCCCAUUACAAUAAUACAUAAUGCGUUAAGACUUGAAAGGAGAGGUUUUAAUAAAAUAAAUACAAAACAAUAGAUUUUAUACAGCAAAGCUACAACCAUAUCAUCAAAUCUAGCAACAGGUUACUUUGGUUAUUGUAUAUUUUUACUUUAUUACUUAUUUUGUCUUUAAAAAUGGUACUUGUCCUAUGACCAUGAUGCCUAAGCAUAAACUUCUAUUAGCACACGGUUAGUUAAGUCAUAAUUAUGUUUUCAACAGGAUCUAACAGAUCUUUAUAAAACUAAUAUUAUUAAUCCUUUGCAUAGGUGCUAAACUAAAUAAAUGAAACUAGUUUCAUAACAAUGAUUUUGUGCCUUUAGGUAUAUUGCAGUCACAAUAGCAUUUUUUAUUUAUUUUCGGAUUCCCUUGAAAAAAUGUAUGUAAUGAAGGUCGCUUUAAUUCUACAUUUAUUUAUGUUUAUUUAAAAAUAAAAGAUCUUGUAAAAUGCCA
Messenger RNA from Cydia strobilella, 2017 nucleotides. It is a transcript of the gene PDCD-5, whose product is annotated as programmed cell death protein 5. The transcript is spliced from 3 exons. The record is from RefSeq and is a predicted model, not a curated record. NCBI's taxonomy places the organism in Eukaryota, Metazoa, Arthropoda, Insecta, Lepidoptera, Tortricidae. Gene Ontology annotation, cellular component: nucleus; cytosol. The coding region runs from base 98 to 478 and encodes 126 amino acids. Gene Ontology annotation, molecular function: DNA binding.